UCUAAAUCUAAAUAAGUCUAUCUAAUUCCUCAACAUAGUAUCUACUUGAAAUAUGAGUUCCAUCAAAAUCCUCUCCACAACUACAAUACAUGCAUCAAAUCAUAAUCUUUCUGACUCAACUUAUCAUACAAUCCAUCUAACCCCAUGGGAUCUACAAUUCCUCCCAUUUGGAUUCAACCAAAAGGGGCUUCUUUAUCAACAUCCUUUCGAAUUAGAUAGAACAAAUCAAAUCCAACACCUUAAAGACUCUCUUUCUUCUACCCUUGAUAUUUUUUGGCCCUUCACAGGUCGUCUCAAGAUAACAACAGAACACGAAGCUAAUACAAUUUCGUGUUCCAUCGUGUGCAACAACGAAGGUGCACUCUUUGUUCACGCCGUAGCGAAAAACAUCAGUGUUGCUGACAUAGUUAGACCCACUUAUCAUCCUCCUAUUCACCAUUCAUUUUUUGCACUAAAUGGAGUUAAAAACUACGAAGGAACAUCACAACCAUUACUUGCAAUCCAAGUAACGGAGUUAGUUGACGGCAUCUUCAUUGGCUUCACAGUUAACCACGUGAUUGUUGAUGGUACGUCGUUUUGGCAUUUCAUCAAUUCGUGGGCUGAAAUCUCGAAAGGUUGUCUUAAAAUAUCCAAACUUCCAACAUUUGAUCGUUGGUUUUCGAAAGGUAUUGAAUGUCCCAUUAGAUUUCCUUUCACGAUAGAGUCACGAUAUAAUGAUAAUGAUGAAGAAGGAAAAAUCAACUUUCCAGAGAGAGUAUUUCAUUUCAAAAAGGAGAGUAUCGCAAAACUAAAAUUCAAAGCAAACUUAGAGGUUGGUACAAAAAAUAUAUCUUCCUUGCAAGCAAUUUUCACUCACAUUUGGCGCUCUAUUAUACGUUGCAAAAAACUUGACCCACAAGCAGAAGUGAAAUUCGUGCUGGAUAUUGGAAUUAGACCAAGGUUGAUUCCUCCGUUGCCUGAGGAUUAUUUUGGUAAUGCUGUGAUAGAUUGUGUUGUUAGCAUCAGAGCCGAUGACUUGUUGAAAGACGGUGGGCUUGGUAAGGGCUCUUUGGAGAUGAACAAGAUGAUUGUUUUGCACUCUGAUGAGAGGUUGAAAAAUCACUAUGAAAAUUGGUUAAUAACACCGAGUUUUGUCACCUCUGGUAUGGCCAACAGUGAUUCAUUGGUCAUUGGUGGUUCUCCUUGGUUUGAUGUUUAUGGUAAUGAUUUUGGUUGGGGAAAACCUGUGGGGGUUCGAAGUGGGGGUUCAAAUAAAAGAAAUGGAAAGAUUUAUGUGUAUGCAGGUGUAGAAGAUGGUAGCAUGGACCUUGAAGUAUGUCUUCCUUGUGAAAUUUUGGAGGCAAUUAGAAAUGAUCCUGAGUUUAUGGAUGUUGUGUCCUACUAAUUGGCUUGUGUAACGUAUGAAUAAAUGAUACCUGAGUCUUAGUUUUGUAUUUUUCAUUCCAUAUGUCAAGAAGAUUUUUUCAUUAUUGCAUUUUUUAUGCAAUAUAAAAUGGAAUUAAAAAGAGUA
Molecule: messenger RNA, 1510 nt
Organism: Medicago truncatula (barrel medic)
Lineage: Eukaryota; Viridiplantae; Streptophyta; Magnoliopsida; Fabales; Fabaceae
Exons: 1
Coding region: 53-1384 (443 amino acids)
Source: RefSeq, a predicted model, not a curated record